AUGGAGGAGUAUCUUGCUGCCUACACGGCGAAAGAAGAUCCCGCAACUCCGGCGCAGCCGGCUGUUCAGACGGCAAGUGCGCUGCAGGCCCGGGCAGCAGGCGGUCACGCGCUGCAGGCGCCAGCAGCUGCUGCUGCUCCUCCGACCAGUUCCAGAGUGGUUGCGAAAUCGACCAACAACAGUUCGGCGAAAACCCCCGGGAGCUCCGCGAACAAGAGAGUGAUAUACAUUGUGGCUGGGGAUGAUGGCUCCCAUGUGCCGAUCCUGCGCAAAGUGCAGGUGUAUGGAGAAGAGGGUAGUAAGGGAUACGAGAAGACACCAGCACCUGCGUGCAACGUCGUUAAGCAAGCUCGUCUGGAUGCUGGCAAACAACCGGUGAGACGACCAAGGAUACAACUGCUCAGCCACAACCGUGAGGAACGAUCAGCAGAGCUCAUGGAUGACGAUGAAGAAGCGGCAAUCGCAUUGUCUGUUAAACUGGAGAGAAACGCCAGCUAUGUGGACCGUUCGCUGCAGCUGGUGACUGCUGAAGAACAUGAUGUUAUGGAAAUCGAUGACAUAUCUAGCGACGAUACAGGCAGUCAAAGUGAUUCAGACAGCAGCUCUGGGAGUGAGUCAGAAAAGGAUGAAGGGAAGUUCUUCUAUCCUGCCCCUGAGGCACUGGGCACUGUUAAAGCACCGCAAGUUGGAAUGAAAUUCCCAACCCUCGAAGAUGCACACGAGUACUACAACACAUAUGCUCUCCAGACUGGUUUCGUGGUGGUCAGGGGAAGAAACUACAAGAGACAGAGGUUUCAGCUGGACUGCAACAGGAAUCGCAAGGUAAAGCUAGUUGAGGACCUGAACCUGAAGAGGAAGAGGAAGAAGAAUGUCAUAGAGAAGACAAAUUGCCAGGCAAAGAUCAUCGUGAAGCUUAUCAAGGGAGAGUGGGUGAUCGCAGCAGUUCAGAAUGAGCAUAACCAUCCGUUAUCUCCAAGCCGUUCGUUCACAAGAUUCUUAACGAGCCAAAAACACAUGUCACCUGAAGAGAGGUCAUUCUCAAGAGUUCUUCAGCAAAGCAGGGUGCCUCCCGGAGAAAUUCUCAAGAUUUUGAGAAGGAUGAGUGGCUUUUUUCGGGAAUUGCCAUCAAAGGAAAAACAAGCACUGAUCUUGCAGUCUGCCGAACAAUGGAGGAAAGCAAACUUAGAUGUUGAAAAGACACUGAACCACUUCGAGCAACUGCAGCUCCAGGACCCAUGUUUUUUCUAUACCGUGCAAAAGGAUGAAGAUGGCACGCUUAGGAGCAUUUUCUGGACUGAUGCAAGGUCAAGGAUGGAUUAUGAAAUCUUUGGUGAUUUCGUAUCGUUUGACACCACCUUCAGCACAAAUAGACACAACAUGCCUUUCGUUCCUAUCACUGGGAUGAAUAGCCGUGGGAGAACAAUCGUGUUAGGGUGUGCCUUGCUGCAAGAUCGAAAAGCUGAAACCUACAAAUGGAUGCUCGAAACGUUUCUGCAGGAGAUGGGAGGAGGUCAAAUACCAAGAUCAGUUAUAACAAGCCAGGACGAAGCCAUGGCGAAGGCAAUAGCUGAGGUCAUCCCACAAGCAAGGCACAGGUUCUGCAGAUGGAAUGGGAAAGCCCAGGAAAAGAUGGCGGCCUUUGUGGCAGCAAGAGGCAACAUGAAAGCAGAGCUGGACAUCUUAGUUGACAGUUCACUGACAGAGACGGAGUUCGAACAAGGAUGGAGUGCACUCAUUCAGAGACAUGAUGCAAGUGAAAACGAGUACCUACAGUUGCUGUGGGAGAUGAGGAAGACCUGGGCUCCUGUUUAUUUCAUGCAGGAUUUCUUCCCUUUUGUCGUUUCAGCCAGAGGCAGGCAGGGGGCAUUCUCACUGUUCAAAGAGAAUGUGCUUCCUAAGGACAAGAUAGAGAAUCUGAUUGAAAAGUACGAGGAGAUGCAGGAUAAGAUCAAGAAAACGGACGAGGAAGAUGUACUGGAAGCGGCGACCGAGCCUUCAUGCUUCUCACUGCAGCCAAUAGAAAGGCACGCAUCACGUGUCUACACAAGGCAGAUCUUCCUGAAAGUCCAGAAGGAGCUCCUCCACUCCACAGCAUUCAAAGUGCAGGAGAUAGAAAGAGGCACCCUGUACAGGCUGGACAAGGCCUACAGCUACGAGAACCCGGAGUACGACCGGGACUCCUUCGAGGUGUCAAUCGAGCCCGGCCUCACCGACACGUACACGUGCCAGUGCGCCAAGUUCGCCAGGGACGGGAUCCUCUGCUGCCACGUGUUCAGGCUCUUCACGCAGUUUGGCAUCGACGAGAUACCGGAGAAAUACAUCGUGGCCCGGUGGACCGACGGUUUCAGGGAGGAGCAGCUGGAGCGGCGUGAGGAGGGGCGGUUGGUGGUGGCGGCGCAACGCGAGGAGGAUGCGGCGAGGUACGCGGCACUGAUGAGCAAGGCGGCUGGGAUCGGGAGGGAGAUCUGCGGCGACGGUGCCAAGUGCGACGAGUUCAUGCUGGAGCUGGACAGGAUCCGGGAGAAAAUGGCGACGAUGGCGAUGGCGAAUGAUCACGUUUAG
Molecule: messenger RNA, 2562 nt
Organism: Triticum turgidum subsp. durum (durum wheat)
Lineage: Eukaryota; Viridiplantae; Streptophyta; Magnoliopsida; Poales; Poaceae
Source: the annotation of a GenBank genome assembly